AUUAUAUUUGAAACGCUUUGAUGUGAUGGUAGACAGAUAAUCUUGGCAACGUCGCACGUUGCAUCUGUCAAUCAUUUAUUUUAUUUUUUUUCGUUGCUAAAUGUUUAGUCUGUGUAUUUACAGAGUGUGUUGUGUGCGUGUGCGGUGUAUCUGGAUAGGAUUUGGUAUAAAGAAAACAAUAAUAAAUGGGAAUCGUCGUGUGGCAGGACCAGGACGAGUCGCAAAUGGAUGGCAGAUGUAAUAAUUGAAACGUUGGAGAGGAAAAAAUGAAUAAUUUAAUUAAUGCAACAACGUGAUUGAAUUCACACGACCCAGGGAAAACGCUCUUGCACUUGCAUUAAGAAAAUCGCAGAUACCUGAAUAAAAAGGAUUACAGGCAAUGCUUGCUUGCUUGCUACCCCAGUCAUUAGAUUAAAUCAACCCCCGAGAUGGGUCUCCACUGCAUGCACCAAUGAUGUGCGAAUGGUCUGGUGAGCACACACAGAUAACUCAAGAGCAGUGACUUUAGCAGCAAUAUACAGAUUUAUCAAAAGAAUCAACAAUAAGAUGGAAAUGAUUAAACCGAUUCUAGAGCAAAUAUAUUUGGUUCCGAGGGCUAUAUUCCGGUUAGGUUUCAUAAUUGUGAAUAACGCGUACUGCGUGCCCACGUACGUAGUAUGGAUGAUCCUGCUAUCUCCUCUGAGGAAAAUCAAUCCGGAGACAUUCUGGAAGAUCGAGGGAUACUUUUUCCAUUGGCUACUGGCCAUGGUCUCGAUGUGGAGCUGGUCGGCCGGAUACGAUGUUGUGGAAGUAGGAGAUGACAUAAGUGAUUGCCUGGAUGACAGGACUUUGGUAUUGGCGAAUCACCAAUCCACUGCAGACGUGCCCCUUCUGAUGGCGUGCUUCAACACGCGGAAAAAUGUCCUCCCGAAUUUAAUGUGGAUCAUGGACAGCCUGUUUAAGUACACGAAUUUCGGUAUCGUGAGCGUUCUGCAUCAAGACUUCUUUAUCAAAUCCGGUAAGCAGAAGAGGGAUCAAUCAGUACAAGAUUUGGUUCGUCAUUUACUAGAAUCUUAUAUACCUAGGUGUAGGAAAUGGAUGGUACUAUUCCCUGAAGGCGGCUUCCUGCGGAAACGGAGAGCCGUUUCCCAGAAGUACGCCCAGAAGAAUAACCUUCCAAUACUGAAUAACGUGACGCUGCCGAGAAUUGGCGCGCUGCAAGCUAUAAUCAACACAGUUGGACCAGGACGGCCCUCAAACAAUAACUCGAUUAUCGAAGAAUCGACGAACACGUCGCAGAAACUUGCCUGGAUAUUGGAUAUCACAAUAGCUUAUCCAAAUGGGGAACCUUUGGACUUAAAGACUAUAAUAUUCGGACACAAGGCGCCUUGCAAAACGACGUUCUUUUACAGGUUGUAUCCUUGCAAGGAUGUCCCGCAGGAGAACGAGGCCAUGUCGAAGUGGCUGUUCGACAGGUUCGAAGAGAAGGAACGUAUGCUGGAGACGUUCUAUAAGACGGGACGAUUCCCUGUCGACAGCUACAGCAGCAACCCGACGCAGCCUCAGCUCGUAGCGCAGGACUGUCUAAGGUUUCUCAUCCUACACCUAUUCUUUAUCACGUCCACCUACAUUCACGUGCAGAUGUUCUUGGCCGCCUACGAUUAUUAUCAUUACCUUAUCAAUUAGCACAUGGCCGUUGCUUCUUUGGUCUAUAUCAUUGAGAUGUAUUAUAUUUAGGGAGAGCGAGGAUCAGAUUUGUUUUCCUUUUUCGUGUUUUCUUUUUAAUUAUUAUCAUUGUUUACUUAUUGAUUUUUACCCAUUCA
Nicrophorus vespilloides is the source of this 1802-nucleotide messenger RNA. Its product is annotated as acyl-CoA:lysophosphatidylglycerol acyltransferase 1-like. The coding region runs from base 547 to 1665 and encodes 372 amino acids. The record is from RefSeq and is a predicted model, not a curated record. Gene Ontology annotation, cellular component: endomembrane system. The transcript is spliced from 6 exons. NCBI's taxonomy places the organism in Eukaryota, Metazoa, Arthropoda, Insecta, Coleoptera, Silphidae. Gene Ontology annotation, molecular function: acyltransferase activity.